AUGGACGGGAACAAGGACGACGCUUUGAAGUGUCUGAGGAUCGGGAAGGACGCGCUCGCAUCGGGGGAUAGAGCUCGCGCUGCGAAAUUCUUCUCCAAAGCUGGCCGCCUCGAUCCGACACUCUCCAUCGACGAUCUAAUGGCGGAGACGGAGAAGGAGUCGUCAUCGUCUGAUCAGGCCGCUGGGAACGCCAAUGGUCCGGCGAGCAAAGAAUCCAAACUUCGACAUCGUGCCGCGACGGCGGCGGGGUCUUCUUCAUCUUCGUCGUCGUCUGCAACUUACACUGAGGAGCAAGUCACGAUGGUAAGGCAAAUUAAUAAGAAGAAGGAUUAUUAUGAGAUUUUGGGUGUGGAGAAGAGCUGUAGCGUGGAGGAUGUUCGCAAGGCGUAUAGGAAGUUGUCACUGAAAGUGCACCCGGAUAAGAACCAGGCACCGGGAGCUGAGGAAGCGUUUAAGGCAGUGUCCAAAUCGUUUCAGUGUCUGAGUAAUGAAGAGAGUAGGAAGAAGUAUGAUGUGACUGGAAGUGAAGAUCCUGUCUUUGAGAGGCGGGCACCUAGGCGCCAUGGUGGUGGGGGUGGUGUCUACAAUGGGUAUUAUGAAGAUUUUGAUCCUGACGAGAUUUUCAGGCAGUUUUUCUAUGGCGGAAUGUCUCCUGCGGCUACCCAGUUCAGGACUUUCAACUUUGGUGGUGGGAUGGGAGCUAGAACAGGUGGUGAUAAUGGAUCUGGGUUCAAUGUUCGUGCCUUGAUUCAGCUGCUUCCUGUUCUUGUGAUUUUGCUGUUCAGUUUCUUGCCUUCUUCCGAUCCAGUCUACUCCCUCUCUCGGUCAUAUCCUUAUGAGCAUAGGUACACCACGGAGAGAGGGGUCAAUUUUUAUGUCAAGAGUAGUGCCAGGUUUGAGCAGGAGUAUCCGGUCGAUAGUCGGAACAGGAUAGUGCUGGAAGGAAAUGUGGAGAGAGACUACGUAUCUCUCCUUUCCCAGAACUGUAGAUUCGAGGUACAAAGAAUGCAAUGGGGUUUUGUGAGGGAGACUCCUCAUUGUGAAAUGUUGAAGCAGUUUCAGUCUGGGGCAUCAACGGCUGCUUGA
Messenger RNA from Linum tenue, 1086 nucleotides. The record is from the annotation of a GenBank genome assembly. Lineage: Eukaryota; Viridiplantae; Streptophyta; Magnoliopsida; Malpighiales; Linaceae.